This is a messenger RNA of Macrosiphum euphorbiae (potato aphid), 519 nucleotides long. The record is from the annotation of a GenBank genome assembly. NCBI's taxonomy places the organism in Eukaryota, Metazoa, Arthropoda, Insecta, Hemiptera, Aphididae.
AUGAAUACGACCACUGCUACCUUCGUCUGGAUCGCCCUGUGUUUCUGCUUGUCUUCGUUAGCCAUUCCGGUGCCAGACCAACGACUUCGGCAGACCAACCGCGUUGCCGCUGUUCCUGCGGCGCCCGACAGCGUCGCUGCCGAUGCGUCCGACCAACCGUUCGAUCCGACCCUGGACGCCUUAGCGGACGCCAAGUACGACGAACCCACCUCCGACGACGAGAACAAAAACGGUGGAACCGAGGACAGGGAGAAGCGGCAGUUGUCCUUCGUCCAGGGCAAGCUGUUGAAUUUUUUGAAACCGUUACCGGUGGUCGAUGUGACUAAAGAAGAUGAGAAAUACGGCAACGACGGUGACAAGUUUAACAGGAUCGGAAGAGGUAUUAUCGGCGGCGUGGAAUCCGUGUCCAAUAUGCUGACCUCGGCGCUUUCGUUUCCAGUGGAUACCGCUAAAAAAUUAUCCAGGUCAGCUACGGAAGCGUUAAACAAUUUAGGUGGAAGAUUAAUAGGACUACAAUGA